AUGUCCCAUCCAACCCCUUCCGCUGACGAGAUCGAGGAACUCCUUCUUUCCUGCCGCUACGGCGACCUAGAAGACGUGCGCGCAUUCGUGGAGAAGUUUGGGGCUGCGGCCGCCGCGGAGGCUAGGGAUGACCGGGGGAGCAACGUCUUGCACAUGUGUGCGGCAAAUGGACACGAGGACGUCCUUUCCUACCUCCUUCCGCUCAUGCCCCCCUCCCUACUAACAACACCCAACACUUCCCUCUCCCUCCCCGUCCACUGGGCAGCGCUCAACCGGCAUCUCCCCAUCCUCGCCAUCCUCGUCUCCGACACGCGGAUCGACGGCGCGCACCUCAUCGCCUUGCCUAACGGAUCGGGAAAGAGCAGUCUUACGGUUGCGGAGGAAGAGGGGUGGGACGAGGGUGCGAGUUGGCUGGCGGAUAAGAUCGAAUUGGCUUUGGCGGUGGGGGAGGGAGAGACGGCGGAGGGAGUCGAGGAGGAGGAUGUGGGCGAGGAACCGGCUGAAGGAGAGAAGAUGGAUGUGGAUGUCCAGAAGUAG
Messenger RNA from Dacryopinax primogenitus, 537 nucleotides. RefSeq lists its product as uncharacterized. NCBI's taxonomy places the organism in Eukaryota, Fungi, Basidiomycota, Dacrymycetes, Dacrymycetales, Dacrymycetaceae. Gene Ontology annotation, molecular function: protein binding. The record is from RefSeq and is a predicted model, not a curated record. The coding region runs from base 1 to 537 and encodes 178 amino acids. The transcript is spliced from 2 exons.